This is a messenger RNA of Acromyrmex echinatior (Panamanian leafcutter ant), 1066 nucleotides long. Its product is annotated as lipase 3-like. Lineage: Eukaryota; Metazoa; Arthropoda; Insecta; Hymenoptera; Formicidae. Gene Ontology annotation, biological process: lipid metabolic process. Gene Ontology annotation, molecular function: hydrolase activity, acting on ester bonds. The record is from RefSeq and is a predicted model, not a curated record.
UCAUUAGUGUUCCUUAGACGUAUAAAUAUCGUGACAGAAACAAGAAGAGCUCAGUUGUAGAGAACACAGUCGUAUUUUAUUUUUCUCUUUCAUCUUUUAUUAUUACAGCUUAACGUUUCGGGGGAUCCGUGAUCCAAUUCAAAUCUUUUCGUCGUCGAUUCUAUCAAAUUCAAAUCCUAUCGCCGACAUGAUGUGCCAAAUCGUGAUAGCAUUCCUUUUGGUUCACAACCUUGCAGCCGUGACAUUCGACAUUCCACAAGACAUCUCGCCGAGCGCGCUCAUGAAUACGAUGCGGAAUAGCAAAGAACAACUGAACAGCGCCAAAUUUAAUAGCGAUGCCAACCUUAAUACAGUACAAAUGAUAAGAAAAGCUGGUUAUCCUGCAGAGGCUCAUGUUAUACAGACGCAGGAUGGUUAUCUUUUAACACUUCAUCGUAUCCCAAGUAACGAGCAUCAGCCAGUGUUGUUGCAGCAUGGUUUGUUGUGCAGCUCUGCCGACUGGGUCAUUGCCGGCAAGGAUAAAGGACUUGCUUUCAUAUUGGCUGAUCAAGGCUACGAUGUUUGGUUGGGCAAUAUUCGUGGGAAUACUUACUCAAGGGCACAUGUUUCUUUAUCUCCAUCGGAUUCAAGAUUUUGGAAUUUCAGCUUUCAUGAAAUGGGCAUCUAUGAUUUACCUGCGAUGAUUUCAUAUAUCACGAAUAUAACAUCACAUCCAUUGCACACAUACAUUGGUCAUUCGAUGGGUACAACUUCUUUUUAUGUAAUGGCAGUGGAACGUCCAGAAAUUGCUCGAAUGGUGCAAAUGAUGAUUAGUCUCGCGCCUGCAGUUUUUAUGAAUCAUAUGAAAAGUCCAAUACGAUAUUUUUCUCGUUUCACACAGGAAUUUGAGAACUCAUAUAGUACUCGCAAAAAUUUGUAUUUCAAACUGAUUCCGCCGAGAAACCCUCAUCACCGAACCAAGCCGAGUGCUCACGUGACGCUCAGGAGCAUCCAUAUACCAGAAAUAUAUGGGAGCGCACCUUCCGCCAAAUUAUUAUUGAAACAUUUUUCUAAUACAUUACAGUAA